CUCCUCACCCCUCAGUGGCAGGAGGGAGGCCUCUCUGCCGGGCCCAGGUUUCAGGAGAAACAGCAGGUGUCACUUCCUGGGCCGGGCCUGGCUGUGCGGGCCACCCUGCGCCCCCGGGACGGCUCUGAGUUGUGGGGUGGGGUGCGGGCGGCAGAGGAGACAUGGAGACCCGGGGCCACAUGUCAUGGUUCAAACAGGAGUUCUUUGGCAGACAGGCCAGGGACACAAUGACGAUGGGGAAACUGAGGCACAGAGCUGGACAGUGACUCAGACACCAGGAGCUGCCCAGCGUGGAGCUGAGUGCUCAGGUCUGGACUCAGCUGGCCCAGAGUACAAGUCACUUCCUGGCUGUCUGACCUUGGCACCAGGCACUAGACAGAAGCCUGCAGGGGUCUCCACAGAGGCCAUCGGGAUGUCGUAUUUUGGGGAGCAUUUUUGGGGCGAGAAGAACCAUGGCUUUGACGUCUUGUACCAAAGCAUGAAGCAGGGACCCGUCUCCACCAAGGAGCUGGCCGACUUCAUCCGGGAGAGGGCCACCAUCGAGGAGACCUACUCGAAGGCGAUGGCAAAGCUUUCCAAGCUGGCCAGCAACGGGACCCCCAUGGGGACCUUCGCCCCACUCUGGGAGGUCUUCCGUGUCUCCUCGGACAAGCUGGCGCUCUGCCAUCUGGAGCUGACGCGGAAGCUGCAGGACCUCAUCAAGGACGUGCUCCGCUACGGGGAGGAACAGCUCAAGGCUCACAAGAAGUGCAAGGAGGAAGCCGUGGGCACGCUGGAUGCCGUGCAGGUCCUCGCGGGCGUCAGCCAGCUCCUGCCCAAGUCCCGCGAGAACUACCUGAACCGCUGCAUGGACCAGGAGCGGCUGCGGAGGGAGAGCACCAACCAGAAGGAGAUGGACAAGGCCGAGACCAAGACCAAGAAGGCGGCGGAGAGCCUGCGGCGCUCGGUGGAAAAGUACAAUUCGGCCCGCGCCGACUUUGAGCAGAAGAUGCUGGACUCGGCUCUGCGCUUCCAAGCCCUGGAGGAGACGCACCUGCGGCACAUGAAGGCGCUGCUGGGCUCCUACGCCCACUCGGUGGAGAAUACCCACGUGCAGAUCGGGCAGGUGCACGAGGAGUUUAAGCAGAACAUAGAGAACGUCAGCGUGGAGAUGCUGCUGCGCAAGUUCGCGGAGAGCAAGGGCACGGGCCGCGAGAAGCCUGGCCCCCUGGACUUCGAGGCGUACAGCACAGCAGCCCUGCAGGAAGCCAUGAAGCGGCUGCGGGCCGCCAAGGCCUUUCGCCUCCCGGGACUGAGCCGGCGCGAGCGGGAGCCACCUGCAGCUGCAGACGCCCUGGAGCCCGGGUCAGGGACGUGUGCAGAGGUGGACGAAGAAGGUUUCACUGUCCGGCCUGAUGUGACCCAGAACAGCACAGCCGAGCCCUCCCGCUGCUCGUCCAGCGACUCCGACUUCGACGACGACGAGCCCCGCAAGUUCUACGUGCACAUCAAGCCGGUCCCGGCCCGGGCGCCGGCCUGCAGCCCCGAGGCGGCCACCGCGCAGCUCCGGGCCACGGCGGGCAGCCUCAUCCUCCCUCCCGGCCCAGGGGUGAGGCGGGCGAGGGGCGCUCCAGGUAGGGCUGGGCGGGGUGGACGCGCCGGCCUGAUGUCCCCUCUUUGUCCACAGGGCACCAUGAAACGCCACUCCUCACGUGACGCUGCUGGGAAACCACAGAGGCCUCGAUCCGCCCCGAGGACUGGCAGCUGUGCAGAGAAGCUGCAGUCGGACGAGCAAGUUUCCAAGAACCUCUUUGGGCCGCCCCUAGAGGCGGCCUUUGACCACGAAGAUUUUACAGGUGAAGGAGGCUCCAGCAGCCUCGGCUUCACCUCCAGCCCCUCGCCUUUCUCGUCCUCGUCGCCCGAGAACGUGGAGGACUCCGGCCUGGACUCGCCGUCCCACGCGGCGCCCGGCCCCUCCCCGGAUUCCUGGGCCCCCUGCCCGGGCACCCCGCAGAGCCCUGCUGGCUGUAGGGCGCCGCCCCCGGAGUCGAGGGGGACACGGCCCGUGCAACCGUCGGACUCGCCCCAGCCCCUCGCGCCAUCCCCGGGCCCCUGGGGGCUGGAGGCUGUGGCCGGAGGAGACCUGAUGCCUGCGCCUGGCGAGCUCACAGCCAGGGACGGCCUGGCAGCGCCACCCCGGAGAGCCCGCUCCAGGAAGGUGUCCUGCCCCCUCGCGCGCAGCAGCGGGGACCUGUCUCGGUCCCUCAGCCCCUCGCCACUGGGCUCCUCGGCCCCCAGCACAGUUCCAGAACGGCCCAGCUUCUCCUCCCAGACAGGCCACGGAGUCUCCCGGGGCCCAAGCCCUGUGGUCCUGGGCUCCCAGGAUGCCCUGCCCGUGGCCACUGCCUUCACCGAGUAUGUCCACGCCUACUUCCGGGGCCACAGCCCCAGUGGGACCCCACCCCCGCCGGUCCUCAGCUUCCGCCUCGUGCACACGACCCGCAUUGAGCACUUCCAGCCCAAUGCUGAGCUGCUCUUCAGUGACCCCUCCCAGAGCGACCCUGAGACCAAAGACUUCUGGCUCAACAUGGCGGCUCUGACGGACGCCCUGCAGCGCCAGGCAGAGCAGAACCCGGCUGCCUCCUACUACAAUGUGGUGCUCCUACGAUACCAGUUCUCGCGCCCGGGGCCGCAGGCCGUGCCCCUGCAGCUGAGCGCGCACUGGCAGUGCGGGGCGGCCCUCACUCAGGUCUCGGUGGAGUACAGCUACCGGCCUGGAGCCACGGCCGUGCCCACGCCGCUCACCAACGUCCAGAUCCUGCUGCCUGUGGGGGAGCCGGUGACCAACGUGCGCCUGCAGCCGGCCGCCACUUGGAACCUGGAGGAGAAGCGACUCCUAUGGAAGCUUCCAGAUGUGUCCGAGGCAGGGGGCUCUGGCUGCCUGUCUGCCAGCUGGGAGCCAUGCUCGGGGCCCAGCACACCCAGCCCCGUGGCCGCUCAGUUCACCAGUGAGGGGGCCACUCUGUCGGGCGUGGACCUGGAGCUGGUGGGCAGCGGCUACCGCAUGUCGCUGGUAAAGAGGAGGUUCGCCACAGGGAUGUACCUGGUGAGCUGCUGAGCCCACAGAGGCCCUGGCGGCUGCUCUGCGCUGUGUCCUGGUGCUCGCCCACAGCUCCCUGCCCUCUGCGGACCCUGGGGCCCCUGACUCCGCCGACGCCCCGCCUCCCUGGAGAGGCGCCCACGGCCAGCCUGGCUGGGCCUGAGAUUCACUCCUGCUCACGCCAGCGCCCACACAGGUCCUUGGACUUUUAUGUUCUUUGAAUAAACACUUUAUUUUCUAAUAAAAUAAACGACAAGCCUUU
Messenger RNA from Equus caballus (horse), 3341 nucleotides. It is a transcript of the gene FCHO1, whose product is annotated as FCH and mu domain containing endocytic adaptor 1. Gene Ontology annotation, biological process: clathrin coat assembly; clathrin-dependent endocytosis. Gene Ontology annotation, cellular component: clathrin-coated pit; plasma membrane; cytoplasm. Lineage: Eukaryota; Metazoa; Chordata; Mammalia; Perissodactyla; Equidae. The record is from RefSeq and is a predicted model, not a curated record.